CGAGAACAUGUUGUCUUUAAAUCUAUCUAAAACGAAACACAUGGUUUUAUCACCUUUCCGAAUUGCUGAUACAGGACAAUGCGACCUAAUUGUCGAUUCCGAGAAGAUUGAACGAGUAGUUGAAUUCACUUAUCUUGGACUGACCAUCGAUUCAGCGUUAAAAUGGACAAACCACAUACAAAAAUUGAAGAGUGAUGUUACGUCGGCAAGUGGUCUGUUUUGGAAAAUCAGUAGCUUUAUACCUGUAAAACAACUCUCCAUUAUGUACCAUGCGUUUGUCCAAUCCAAGCUCAAAUAUCUAAUAUUCAUCUGGGGAGCUGCUAGCCGUUCAAGACUCAAACCUCUUCAGACAGCUCAAAACCGUUGUUUGAAAGCUGUAUACAAGCGACCUAGAUUGUAUCCUACUAUGAACCUGUAUGCCGAAGCAGACGAAUCUACUUUGCCAAUCAACGCACUGAGGGAGCUACAAGCAGCAUCUAUAAUCCACAACCACCUGCAAAACCCACUUGCACAUCACAACCAAAAUUACGAACGUCCUGAUCACAGGUAUUCUUUGAGAAAUCAAAGUAGCCUGUAUGUAAGUCAACCUACCACUGAAUUCGCUAAGAAAGCCUUCACUUACUAUGCCGCCACCGCCCACCAACGCCUCCACCCACCGCCUCCACCCACCACCAACAACCACCCACGCCAGAAUAUCAUUAAUGAAUAAAGUGUUUGUUUCACUACUAAAAAGAAAAAUGUAAAAUAUUGUAAAAAACCAUUGAAAAAAUCAAACAAAAAAAAUUUGAAUA
Molecule: messenger RNA, 791 nt
Organism: Uranotaenia lowii
Lineage: Eukaryota; Metazoa; Arthropoda; Insecta; Diptera; Culicidae
Exons: 2
Coding region: 8-709 (233 amino acids)
Source: RefSeq, a predicted model, not a curated record